AUGUUGUCGAUGGUGUGUUCUACCCAUCUACUGCACAAGGAGUGGAAGGACCAGGUUCAAGUUUUGGCCGGUGACUUGGAAGACCCUAGUGACGAGACUGAUGAGAGCAGUAUAGGUGGUGGCCUGUGGAUGACGUCGGCCGCUGAUUCCUUCGCGAUGUGGCAUGGGGCGAAUGUAAGCAGUACAUUACCUGUGUACAUUCAAUUCAUGUUUGAUCAAGUAAUAAGUCGAUACUUUCGAUGCUCAUGGAAUGCUAAUGUUCUCUCUCUUGUGUCGAGAGUGAAGGGUGAGAAGCUUGGCGUUUUCACAGGCGCACGGUCCCCCACACUAACCCAAAAUCUAAGCGAAAGUCAUCGCACCUUCAGCGCCAGAAUUCGGUUUUCAACGACACGACAACACCACAAGCCUCGACGUCCCACAUCAAGAGUCGCAAUCAUGGCUGUCGGCAAGAACAAGCGUCUUUCAAAGGGCAAGAAGGGUCUUAAGAAGAAGACGGACACCUUCGCGAAGAAGGACUGGUACAAUGUCAAGGCACCCGGCACUUUCGCGAUCAGAGAUGUCGGCAAGACCCUCGUCAACCGCACCACCGGUCUCAAGAACGCCAACGAUGCGCUGAAGGGCAGGAUAUUCGAGGUCUCGCUCGCUGAUCUCCAGAAGGACGAGGACCACGCCUUCCGCAAGGUCAAGCUCCGCGUCGACGAGGUCCAGGGCAAGAACUGCCUGACCAACUUCCACGGCCUCGACUUCACCUCUGACAAGCUCCGCUCGCUCGUCCGCAAGUGGCAAACCCUCAUUGAGGCCAACGUUGUCGUCAAGACCACCGACGACUACCUCCUACGUCUCUUCGCCAUUGCCUUCACCAAGCGCCGACCAAACCAGAUCAAGAAGACCACAUAUGCCGCCUCGUCCCAGAUCAGGGCGAUCCGCAAGAAGAUGGUUGAGAUCAUGACCCGUGACGCCAGCUCGUGCACCCUCGCCCAGCUCACCCAGAAGCUCAUCCCCGAGGUCAUUGGCCGCGAGAUUGAGAAGUCCACCCAGGGCAUCUACCCUCUCCAGAACGUCCAUGUACGAAAGGUCAAGCUCCUCAAGGCACCCAAGUUCGACCUUGGUGCCCUUCUCGGUCUCCACGGCGAGUCAAGCGCCGAUGACUCUGGUCAGAAGGUCGAGCGUGAGUUCAAGGAGACCGUCCUUGCGGAAGUAUAA
Messenger RNA from Plenodomus lingam JN3, 1203 nucleotides. Lineage: Eukaryota; Fungi; Ascomycota; Dothideomycetes; Pleosporales; Leptosphaeriaceae. The record is from RefSeq and is a predicted model, not a curated record.